Erinaceus europaeus (western European hedgehog) is the source of this 3037-nucleotide messenger RNA. It is a transcript of the gene EFCAB3, whose product is annotated as EF-hand calcium binding domain 3. Gene Ontology annotation, molecular function: calcium ion binding. The transcript has 24 exons. NCBI's taxonomy places the organism in Eukaryota, Metazoa, Chordata, Mammalia, Eulipotyphla, Erinaceidae. The record is from RefSeq and is a predicted model, not a curated record. The coding region runs from base 44 to 2491 and encodes 815 amino acids.
AGAGAAGAUUCCUGUUGAGGAUGUGAAAGAUGUUCUGAAAGGCAUGGGAAUAGAGAUCACAAAUAAGGAGCUGAAAAAGCUGCUGAAAAUACUGCCGGUUUCUUCUGAUAAAAAAGUGUUUAAGAAAGACUUACUGGACCAUGUGAAAGUGUUCAAAGGAGGAAAGUUUAAUGUCAGUGACAUACGCAAUGUUCUACAAAAUACUGGCUUCAGGCUUGAUCCAAAUGAACUCCAGGACCUGAAGACCCACCUAGCAACUACGGAGGAUAAGGCUCCCUUAGAUGUGUUGAUGGAUGCAGCUAGCACCUUUACAGGAGGAAAAGUUGAAGCCAAAGACUUAAAAAAUGUGCUGAGAAACAUGGGAAUCGAGCUUACAGAAAAAGAGCAGUUGAUGCUGUCAAAAAAUCUUCCAGUCUCUAGAGAUGGAAAAGUAUAUAAGAAAAAGUUACUGGAUAGCAUUAAGCCUCUCCAAGGAAAAAAGGUCAAUAUCAAGAAGCUGAACACCAUUAUGGAUAACAUGGAGCUUGAGCUCGAAAAAGAGGACUACAGGGAUUUGCUGGACCACUUGCCAGUUGAUGAAAAUGAAUUGGUUGAUUUGAACAUGGUGAUGGAUGAAGCAAAAGUUUUCACAGGAGAAAAGGUUGAUGUCAGCAAACUGGACAAUGUGCUGAGGAAAAUGGGGCUGGUCCUCUCUGAUGAGAACAAGGAACUGCUGAAAACUCUGCCAAUUCACUCUGAUGGAAAAAUAUGUAAAAAGAGAUUGCUAAAAGAAGUGAAAGCCCUUGCUGGACCAAUGGUCAAAAUAAAAAAAAUGGAACCCAUUGUGGACGACAUGGACUUACAAAUGACAGAUGAGAUCUAUGAGGAACUACUGUCACAACUCCCAGUCAAUGAUGAGAAAACGGUCGGUCUGCAAGAACUGAUGGGAAUUAUUGAUGACAUCAACAGAAAGAUGAUUGAUAUCCAGGACUUAAACAGCUUUCUCAUAAGUGAGGGGGUUUAUCUCACACCAGAAGAAAUGAAGGAUCUGAUGGACUAUCUGACACCUAAUGAAAGUAAAAAGGUUGAAAUGAAGUCAAUAAUGGAGAUCCUGAGGAAGUUAAAAUCAAAAAGGUUACCUGUGCCUGUGCCGGUGAAACCUUCAACUAGCUCCCAAGACAGAGAUACUCGCCACAUGGCACUUUCUGACAUUAAAGCAAAAUUCAAGCUGAAUCCUCUAGCAAAAGUACCCAGCUCUCAUGCUAAGAGGGAGACUGACAUGCCGCAGUCUGGCCCAUGCCGGCCACAGGGCAGAGAGCGGAAGCUGAGUACUCCACAAAUGCGAGCCUUCCAGAAUGCCUACAAUUUCUUUAACAAGGACAAAACUGGCUGCAUUGAUCUCCAUGGAAUGAUGUGCACGUUAGCAAAGCUGGGGAUGAGUCUGACCAAGCAUGACGUCUAUAACGAGCUGAGAUAUGCUGACAUUGACCGAGAUGGAAAGGUGAAUUUCUCAGACUUUAUCAACGUGCUAACAGAUAAGAGUCGCUUCCUUAAAGCUGUAGUUCCAGAAAAGGAGACCUGUUUCAAUUUACCAGGCAACCCGGGGAUCCUGUUGUUUGAAAUCCUAUCAAAGCUUGUAGAGACUUCAGCCCUGCCCAGAAAGGCCAUAAUGGAAAUAGUAAGCUAUUUCCGAAGGAGACUCCAGGACACCAGCCCAGGAAUACUCUGGAGCCCCUAUGCCAUGGAGUAUGGAAGACGGAGAUUUAGGGUGGAUGUGUGCACUCCACCAAGCUCCAGCACAGCUGCCUUUGCCAAUGCUGCACGAGUGACAAUAAUGAAAGAAAGGGACUUAUUUAGGUUUCUUGAAAAGCUCAAGAAAUGCAACUCUUGUUCAGACAGCCCAUAUUCAAAGAUACCCAUAUUUCCAUUGUUUCCUGACAUGGAUGGAGUGGUGAUGGGGAAGCCUUUCAAAGACCUCCAUAAAUUAGAGAUGCUGAGGAGGAAAGAGCCUCUGAAUUUCUUUGAGAACUACUUUUUCCAUAAAAAAGACUGGAAAACACAGGCAGCAGAUAUAAAGCCCAUCAGGCCUACUUCAGGCUAUCCAGAUGAGAUCCUGGCCAUCGACCAUUUAUUCAAGAGAAAGCAGAAUUGGACAGUAGCAGAUGCAGCUGCUAUCAAACCACAUGUGAAGAAAGCUACAGAUGCCUAUAACUUGGGAGUUGCUCUUGAACACCGAAAAGAAAUGCUGAACCUCUGGCGGAAGAUCCGAGGAGAUCUGAUUGGGAUCGACUCUGGAAAUGAGUCCUUCUAUGAUACCUUUUCCACAUAUACAUGGUCCUGGAAUGUCUGCCAGGAACUGCUUUCCCCAAAGGAUUUAAGAUUAUACGAUGCCUACAUGUACAGAAAUUCCUCUCGCAGCUCCAGAUACUCCUCCUCUUCAGAUACGAGUGAUGGGGAUGCAGAGACAGGAAGAAAAAGAAAAUGGAAAGGCUUCAAAGGCUUUCAACAGUGAAAGCUCUCCAUUUCCUAGACUGCUAUGUCUCAGACUACUUUUCCCCGUAGAUAUCAAGAUUAUGGUUUCUUGCUUUUGUCUAGUACAUUCUUAGUGGUUGAAAAUGUUGACAUCUUUUAAAUUCCAACCGGUAAAAAAAAAAAAAAAAAAAAGUUUAAGUCAUAAAAUGGUUUCCUUUUCUUAAUUCUUACUAACAGGUACUUUGUUGUUAUCUCCGUAGCAACAGCUAAACUCUGCUGCCCCCAACUGGCUCAAAACUGCUGGGACUAUAGGAAAAAAAAAUUAGAAACCGGCAUUUACCUCAACACUGGGCUACUGUGGUGAGAAUCUAUCUUACUAGCAAUAAGCACCUGAGUCUAUGUGACUGUAAGUAGCACUGAGGUUUGGGCAUUUGUGGAAGAGGCUGGAGGCAGCAGAGUGACAGCCUGUCACCAUCCUCCGUGGAGCCUUGGUCAGCUCUGGAUUAUUUUGAUCUACCUUCAUUUCCUUUGGGUAGAGGUAGAGAAAUCAAGAGGGAAGGGGAAAAGAGAGAUAGAAAGACACCUG